AUGGACGAACCGUCAAUCACGGCGCUCAAAGCAGCGUUCAUCCGGUCCCAGGUCCGUCACCUGGAAACGCCCCUGGAACCGUCGACUCAAUGGCGGGAUCUCCUCCUGCCCGAGCCCACAGAAGGUCAUCUCAGCGACAAAAUGAUCCAGGAUCUCGUUUCGAAAGUCAACGACAAAAUCAAACAGCACAACCGCCUCAUCUUCUCCACGCAGUCCCAGCGCCACGUCGCCGAGCAGAUCGAGUCGUUGCACUGGACGCUCGUGUCCGCGGACGACGCGGACCCCGACCUCGACACGGUCGCAAUCCGCAGGGACGCCGACCUCACCGACUCUGAAUUCAUCGCGUCUUUGCCGCAGGACUAUGACGGCGGCCUCCAUCUACACCCGGACCACAGACCCCGGGAGCGGGAAGGGCGAGAGGGACCAGGGGACGCGGAACGUGAAGAACGGUAUACCCGCAUGCGCGAAGAACUGCUGUCGCUCAGCCAGCAGAGGGAUGUAUUGAAAGGGAAACUUGCACAGUAUCGACGUUUGCAGCAGUUGAUGGAGCCGCUGCGCGAGCCGCAGGAGAACAUUCAGCCAAACCUGGUCACAAGAGACGGUGAAUUGAGCCAAGAAUUAGCCCGCAUGAGGGUUCUGCUGGCGAGAGUGACGGCACAAGUUGGUGAGAUGGGGAAAACGACGAGGCCUCACGAAGAGGGGCAGCCAAAUGCCGCACAGACAGAUCAACAGAAAUUGGCACGAGUCAUGGGAUGGGGCGAAGUCGGCUGA
Molecule: messenger RNA, 771 nt
Organism: Cladophialophora bantiana CBS 173.52
Lineage: Eukaryota; Fungi; Ascomycota; Eurotiomycetes; Chaetothyriales; Herpotrichiellaceae
Exons: 2
Coding region: 1-771 (256 amino acids)
Cellular component (GO): Mis6-Sim4 complex
Source: RefSeq, a predicted model, not a curated record